AUGGUCGAUCUUACCAACCCCCAGCGCGUGCUCGUGGCCACCCUCACCGCCGCCCUCGGCGUGAGCCCCGCCAUGUUCAACCAGCAGGAGGCCGGCCUGGCCCAGGCCAACGUCUCGGCGGCCGCCACCUCGGACUUCGACUUCUCCGUCUGCGCCAGCGGCACGUACAUCGCCGACUCGCAGAGGCUGCUGGCCUCCGGGCAGGGCUGCACCGCCCAGGCCUUCGAGACCCACCACAAGGCGGUGGUCUGCGCCACCAUGGCCCACGAGCUGACCCGCAAGACCAUGCACCGCGACGACGCGUACCCCCUGUGCUCGGAGCACCUGGCCCUCUAUGCGUCGAUGUGCCAGAAUGCCGGGCUCGCGGCGGCCAUCGACCUGAGCAAGUUCACCUGCCCGUCGAACUUCCCCGUCAACAAGGGGUCCUCCUUCCCGUCGGACGGCUGCCGUGACGACCAGCUGGAGAAGGUCGCCGAGGACAUGGAGAAGGUGUGCGCCGGGUACCUGGACUUCUCCGAUGACGACAGCGACGAGACCGGCGGCGCGCCCGACAUCGGCAAGCUGUGCAAGUUCCCGAAGAAGUGCGCGGACUUCUUCGGCAAGCACAUGCACUGCGCCGUCGAGCGCGGCGUCAUCGGCAACGAUGUGUCCAUGUUCUGCGGCGAGAACUCCCUCAUGGACUUCAUCGACCUGCUGUGCCCCAAGAACUCCGGCCUGCACUACCUCAUGAAGAAGAUCACCCCCUUCUGCGUGGACCCCAUCGAGAAGCACGACAUCAAGAUGGUGACCUUCGACCCGGAGUACCGCUUCAACAGCGCCACCGCCCUGACCGCCGCCGUGCCGGCCGCCGCCGCCGCCGUCGCCAUGGUCGCCGCCUACCUGCUGUGA
This is a messenger RNA of Fonticula alba, 888 nucleotides long. RefSeq lists its product as hypothetical. The coding region runs from base 1 to 888 and encodes 295 amino acids. The transcript has a single exon. The record is from RefSeq and is a predicted model, not a curated record. NCBI's taxonomy places the organism in Eukaryota, Rotosphaerida, Fonticulaceae.